This is a messenger RNA of Penicillium brasilianum, 6186 nucleotides long. NCBI's taxonomy places the organism in Eukaryota, Fungi, Ascomycota, Eurotiomycetes, Eurotiales, Aspergillaceae. The record is from the annotation of a GenBank genome assembly.
CCCCCCCUCCUCCUCCUCCUCUUCAAUUCAUUUCCCUUCUCCACCUCAUUGAAUCAUGUACCUCCUGACAUUCAUCUUACCUUUAUCAUCAUCAAUUCGGUUAUCCAUACAAAGUCUAAUAGCUGGUGUUCUGCAGCGACCUUGUCUGGCUGGUAUUCAGUCCCGGGUGGCUCGUGCUCCCGGUACGUGUAUCGCCGGGGCUACAGCCCUGAACCCCACGCCAAUGGCAACGCCCACGUCUGCACUCACACCGGCGCAUUUCCAUGGACUCCAAAGGCCCCAUCGACCGUUCGAAUCCACUCUUUCAUUCAUCUUUGAAAUUGAUAUGGUAUCCGAGUAGUUGUCUGUCAAGAGAUAGACAAGAGAUUGACAGCACAGUCCUCACAGUCCCGGCGCAGUGAUUAAGCACCCCCCAGACAGUGUAUACUGCGGAUCCCGAUGUUCGUGGACCAUACCAGGCGGUUUCAAUACGUUUUCGCCUUAAUUAUUUGGAUGAUCGACUAACGGGUCGAAUUGCUCCUGUUCCUUGCGCACGUCGGACCCUCUAUAGUGGCAAAAAAAAGGCCGCCAAAUCACCGGACUGGCAAAUAAUAUCGGAAGGCUGCUGAGCAGCCGGCCCCCUUUUACCGCAGUGUCUUCUCUUUCCUUUUGGGCACCCUUCUACUCCCACCAUUUUACCUCGGGCAGCCUCUGAAGGGGACUCUUCCGGCACUCCAUACCUGAUGCACUUGCCCUGUCGAUAUAAUGACCCUCCUUUUCUUUUUUUUACCUUCUCCGAGGGCCCUUCCACACCAGCGAUCAGAGAUCAAAACCAACUCUAAGCCCGAUGACCAACAAACAGGCCCCAGGUCUAUUUCUAUUAGUCUACUGACUUUGCUAACUAUUCUUUUCUCAUCCCCCCCCCUCUUCCCCUCUCUUUCUCCCGAUUUCUGCGCCACUCUCCCCUACCCCAUCUUACCCUUCCGUCUCCCGGCCGAUCUUCCUCUUUCCAUGGACGCAACUGUCCAUUUACCCACAUCUCGCCCUACUUGUACACUACUCCCUCCGCUCUAUACUAACAUCUGAAAAAAAAAAAAAAAACCUCCUACAAGACUCCCUCCCGGGUUUUGAUCUCAUUGUUAAAAAGGAGAUCUUCCCCUCUUCUCAUGUCACGCUCGCUGCGGCUUGCAUUACGGGAUUUCACUCCUUUACUUACUCAUCCUCUCCCUUACUUGGCUCACGAGUUAUUACACGGGCCUUGUUCCAUACGUACUCCUCGUCCGUCGUUGUUCUAUGUUCCUCUUAUCUUUCUGUUCUUCUAGGGGAAGCUACUUUCUCCUUGUGAACCAAGCCUGGUCCGCCAACACCUUUCGAGGUCCUUCCGUCGAGAUGCUCCAUGGUUGCAGCCUUAUCAAAUGGGCAUCUCCCGUCCUUACUGGGCUGCAUGGCAUGGAUCCCGAAUGAGCUUACGGCUGAACCUGCCAGUCGGGUCACAAUGAUAGGGCCAUCUUUCUGCUACAAACUCACUGCCAGAGGGCUAUGGCCGUUGCACUGACUAACACGAUACUGCCAUUUUUUUUCUAGAUGCUAACCACUAACCCCCUCCGACUGACCCCCAUGGGCCUGCUCCUGCUCAUGCUCCUGCACCAACUCAUGUCCGCCAGCAUUCCCGCGACUCGUGACUCUACCCACCGGAUUAGGUAUUCCCGGCGCUAGUCCGAGUUCAGCCUAGCGUAUCCCUCAGAACGGCAGUCGCUGGUCUCGCCCUGUUGGGCCCUUUGAUUACCGAUGACACCCAUUCCUGGUAUUGGCCAGAACCAUACAUCGAUACACCCGUCUGACUAACCUCGUCUCGCAAUGCCAGACGACAGAAUGCCAAUACGCCAGCUUUGGCCCGCUAAUCGUUUUCGGGUCGAGUCCCCCUCCCAUUUUCCCCCAGGCCACCCUCUUCCCUCGCAGUCCGGUUUUCUUCCUCGCUGAGGUCGCGACUCUCCGCCAAUCCGCGCUAUUCCCCUUUCGCUCCCUGCACUCGGGCUUUCUCUGCCUAAGGCCCUUCCGUAGCCUCCUCCUCCUACGACCACUUCUCGAAUCACCCUCUUUUCCCUCUCCUUUUCUGGCUGCGCGUCCUUUCUCUUUCCUCCGAUUCUUCUUCACCCCCUUCCUCAUUUCAUUUGUUCCAGGCUCAACUCUUCUCGAUCCUAACCGUCUCGACUCUUUCGCCUUCUUUCCUCCCUCCUCCUCCUACUCGCGAUCCCGUCGCCCUCUUUCUCACCCUCUCGACGGACCCUACUCCUCGACGAACAACCCGAAACCACUCCUCUUGCGCGAUCCACGUCUUCCUGGCCACCUUAUCUCAAAUCGCCUCGCUUCUUACUCCUGGCUGCUACUUUUCUCGUGUCGAUUCCUCUUUUCCUCAUCGCUCCACCCUUGAGCACACCGGACUGGCGCAUUCGGCCAAGGUUUUUUUUGCCUCCAGAAAGCCAUCCCUGGCCGUCCGAAGGUCAUCAUAAUCGACUAGAUUACCCUGCGAAGAAGAUCGACUGGGCUGUCGCAGCAUUGAUAAAGUGUUUUCUGGGUAUCCCACUCUCUGACGCUGUCACCCAACUGGCUUUCGCCCGCCACACAAGGCAAAACGCGUCUUACAUCGUCAAGAAGGGAUUCUCCAAGGCUGACGAGGACUUUCCCUUGAAGCGAUUGUGGACAUGCUCGUUGCACAGUGACGGGUCGCCCACCCCAUCAUUUCUCAACAUAUCUCAAUUUGUCGUGAUUUGAGGGGGGGUCAUCUGUCAGACUAUGACAGAUACCUCCUCCCUCGCCAUCACGUACGCCACCACGGAUCCGUAUCCGGUCCCCGUCCCUGCUUCUCUUGGAUCCCCCAUCGCCAACGGGGCAAUCUCAGACUCGGUCGCGCCCGACGAGGAAGAGCCGUACACCAUCAAAUGCAUCUGCGCCUUUGACGAUGAUGAUGGUAACACGGUUUUCUGCGAAGGGUGUGAGACGUGGCAGCACAUCAUCUGCUAUUACCCGGACAAGCGGGUGCCGGAUGUGCACAACUGCGUCGACUGCGAGCCUCGCCCGUUGGAUGCCCGGCGCGCUGCUGAGCGUCAGCGCCAACGGCGGAUCCGAGAGCAGAGUGACGACGGUGACCGGAAGAAGCGAUCGACCACAAAAUCCCAAAGGAAAAAGGUCCGCGAUGGUGACGUGAAUGGAUUUGGACAUCAGCGCAGCGAGUCCGGGUCUCGCGAUCAACCCCCGGCUAAGAAGACCAAAACUGGUCAUCGAUCCUCUGCAUCCAUCAGUGCCCUUGCCGGUACACCGACCCUUCCCGCCGAGAGCCGAAAACGCCGUUCCUCCACCUCUGUCGCCCCCAGUCUCACCAAACCUCCAGCUCCUUUCAUUCCCUUGUACUCUAAUGAAUUUCUCCGUCUCUAUGAUUGUGAUGAUAAACGGGUCGACAUGGAUAGCAACCUUUUCGACACGGUCAACCUCCUGAGUGAUACUGCAUCCUGGGUUAAGGACCCGGAGGCCCUAUCAAGAGUGACCAACGGCGGGGCUGAGAAUACUUUCAAUCGGUCCGAUGCCGCUCUCGACAAAUCUAGCUGGCCCGCUUUAACAACCGAUACCAUCACGGACCCAUCAGUUGACAUUGGCGGGAAGCAUCCUACCUGGAAAUUUGUCAAGACUCUGGAUGCCGUACAAAAAGACCACGUGGUUGGGGAAAUUACAGGCAAAGUCGGCAUUUUCGAUGAUUAUUGUCGGGAUCCUAAUAACCGCUGGCCCGAGCUCCGUCACCCCGAGCCCUUCGUUUUCUUCAGCUCUCAUCUUCCUCUCUACAUCGACAGCCGCCAUGAAGGCAGCAUUCUUCGUUACACCCGCCGGUCAUGCCGUCCCAACGUGACCAUGAAGAUCUUCAUCACGAAUGAUGUGGAGUAUCACUUUUGCUUUGUUGCAAAGGAGGACAUUCCUGCGAAUUCAGAAAUUACGAUCAUGUGGUAUCUGGAUUCACAAUUCUUCGAGUCGACAAACGGCCUGGUCAAGCAAGAGGACAGUGCCACGGAAGCUCCUGCUAUCUGUAUCAGCAAUACCCUUGCGAACUUUGGGGGUUGUGCGUGCGAUCAGCCUAAUUGCCUUCUUGCGAGCUUGGACCGUCGACGGAACCCGAAAUUGCUCGAGUCAUCCAAGCAGAGUAAUGGUAAACGCAAAAAGGUGAAAACAAAGUCUAUCGCUUCCCCCCACGAUACGGGCCGGGCGUCCACUAGUCGUGCCGGAAGCGAGACUACGAAACACCCGGAAGAGGAUGAUGGAGCUAUUGAGAGUCGAUCUACAUCUGGCUCGGCGCGUGGUCAACCUCGGAGUCGCGACCUCAGCCCCGCCAUGGCUGGACCAGCGGAACUCUCCACCCGCGAGAAGCGGAAGAUUGCAGACGCGGAGAAGCAAUUCCAACAGUUGGAACAACUGGAUCACAGGCCAACCACUCAGCGCAAAAAGAAGCGAGUGAGUGGACCACUGGCACAAACAUCUGCAGGGGUUUCAACUGCCACGCAAGCGGGAUCAUUUGGGGCUCACCGAAAUUCAACCAAAUCAAUACACCUUGAAACUCCCGGUCGCUCUCGCUCUCCAACCACCGCCAUGUCGCCAGGAUUACCUGCUACAGGCCGUCACGGAUCCCCUCGCAAGAGCUCGGGGUCCAAUACGCCCUAUGCUUAUUCUCCUUUGGGCCGUCCCACCUACGUCAAUAUUGGUAUCCAAUGUGAUAUGGAUGAAGUAGAGUAUCAAGCUGCCCGCGACGCGUCUCCUCAUCCUCGUACUACUUUUGUCCCAAGAACGGUCCGGAUCCUCCAACGUUUCAAAGCAGAUCGCCUUCGAGCUCAGGAACUUGCACGACAGCAGUUAUCCUCGGCUGGCUCGGAUUCCGUUAUCUCUGCUAGGUCCUCCUCCCCAGCUCUCACCCAGUCUCCAAUCACCAAGCAGGAAAAGUCCGAUGUCAUCAUGUCAGAUGCGGCUCCUUCCGAGCCGCUUCAUCAGGGAGAAUUUGAGAUGCAGGACGCGUCGCAUGACGCGUCGCAUGCCCUUUCUUCCGACUUGGUUCAGAUUGAUGCAAGCAAGCCCGUGAUUCCACCGCCGUGGCCAUCAACCGCUGCACACAACACGCGACUUCCUGGAAUUACCACUCCAGAACGCGCCAAUUUACGCGUUUCCAUGCCACCGCCUAGCAUCCCCAAUGUCUCUGUUAGCCCCAGCUCCAUGUCUGCUGUGAGCCUCGCCUCUCCUAACACCCUCGACACAUCGCCGCACGCUACUCUUCCUACACCUGGUGCAGUUGCACCGACUCCCACCCCAGCCAAGAAGAAACUCAGUCUUGGCGAUUACCUGAUCCGACGAGGUACGAUGGCAACGCCAACUUCCGAGAAGAUCCAGUCUCCAACUCGAGCCAAUGCCAUACCUUCUACGCAGAAAUCACCUUCGACUCCAGGUGCGGGGCCUGUAGCCAGUGCGGAUGGGGUCGAGACUCCAACUAAACCAUCUCCAGAUGGCAAGUCAGAGUCUCUUGGAUCCCCCGACGUAUCGAUGAAAGACGCACCAGAGUCAACCCAGCCACGCAUUCCUUCCAUUUCUUCGUGAUCUGUCUUCAAUACCCCGUUUUUUCUCUUCCUGUUUGCUAUGUGAUAGUAAUAUUUGUGGCUUGGGUUGACUGAUGGUUGACGGUUGACGAAACCUACCCUUCGCAAGGGAUUCACGUUUCUAACGACUCAAAAAUGUUCUUUCGUGUGACUUGCUUCGCAACCCUUCGUAGGUGGUGAAUCAAUGGCGUUCUGUUCGGUUUUGGCUGUGUGACGUCUUUUGACUUCUGUUUGUUUUGUUGUUAUCUGCUUGAAAGGCGUACAUGGUGUGACCAGUCACGGUCGCUUUACGGAAAUACCAGGGUUCAGUUCGGUCGGGUUCGGUUUGGGAUGGUUCGUGUCUUUCGACAAUCAUGUUUUGUUCCUGUUCUUUUUUUCUCUUCCGUCCGCGGAUGCUUGUGCUUUCUCGGCACCCUGCAUGUGUGCAGAAAGCACAACAGUGGCGCCUGAGAAAUCUAUCACCCAUCAUCUCAUUGUCUAUGGAAUGAUCUACCGGACCUUUUUCUCCUCUCCUUCCAGGGUCGAUAUCCAACGCCAGCUACAAGACUGGCUUGCUUGUAUGAACAAUGUUAUUUUUACCUCUGCG